Messenger RNA from Phytophthora infestans T30-4, 2979 nucleotides. RefSeq names its product coatomer subunit beta, putative. The transcript has a single exon. Gene Ontology annotation, molecular function: structural molecule activity. Gene Ontology annotation, cellular component: cytoplasm; COPI vesicle coat. The record is from RefSeq and is a predicted model, not a curated record. NCBI's taxonomy places the organism in Eukaryota, Oomycota, Peronosporomycetes, Peronosporales, Peronosporaceae. The coding region runs from base 1 to 2979 and encodes 992 amino acids. Gene Ontology annotation, biological process: intra-Golgi vesicle-mediated transport; endoplasmic reticulum to Golgi vesicle-mediated transport; intracellular protein transport.
AUGGCGGGCGUGACGAAUGAGCGCUACUGCACAGUGCUGCUGCAGCAGGUGACGGGCGAGAAGGCGCUUCCUCCGUCGCAGGAUGAAAUCCUCAAGGGCCUCGAGUCGCCCAAGGUGGAGCUUAAGAUCCGCGCCGUCAAGAGCGCCAUCCUCGCGCUACUACAAGGCGAAAGACUGCCCAAGGUGUUGAUGCACAUUAUCCGCUUCUGCUCCACCCAGAGCGACCACACUCUCAAGAAGCUGCUCAUGGUGUACUGGGAGAUCGCUCCGAAGUACGAGCAGCAGCAGCCGGGCGAUACGUCUAAAGCUCCUCCCAAACUGCUCCCAGAGAUGAUCCUGGUGUGCAACGCGCUGCUGAACGACUUGAACCACCCGAACGAAUACAUUCGCGGUUGUAUGCUUCGUUUCCUAUGCAAAAUCAAAGAAAAAGACAUCCUGGAGCCUCUUAAAGACGCAGUGAAGAGCAAUCUGGAGCACCGUCACUCAUAUGUGCGCAAGAACGCCGUCAUGACGGUCUACACCAUGUACAAGACGUUCGGGGACGUGUUGAUCCCCGACGCUCCCGAACUAAUCGAGCGCUUCAUCCUCAACGAGAGCGACGCGGGCGCCAGACGCAACGCCUUCCUCAUGCUCAACGACUGCGCACAAGACCGCGCCGUGACCUUUCUGAUGAACGCCAUGGAUCAGGUCCCUAAGUUCGGGGACGGUUUCUCGCUCGUGAUCCUCGAGAUGACACGUAAAGUGUGUCGACAGGAUCCCGCACAGAAAGCUCGCUUCGUGCGCUGUGUCUUCCAGCUGUUGAACUCGUCGUCCCCUGCUGUGAGCUACGAAGCAGCUUGGACGCUCGUCACGCUGUCCGCUGCUCCAACUGCAGUGCGUGCAGCAGCCAAGACGUACUGUGGCCUGCUGAACUCUCAGAGCGACAACAACGUCAAGCUAAUUGUGCUGGAUCGCCUCGCUGACCUCAAGAAACACCAUACGAAGGUGUUGCAGGAGAUCCUCAUGGACAUCAUGCGUGCGCUCAGUUCUCCGAAUCUCGAUAUCUGCAAGAAAGUAUUGGAGAUCGCCAUGGAUCUCGUGUCAGUACGUAAUAUCGACGAAGUGGUGACUCAUUUGAAGCGUGAAGUGGUCAAGACACAGGACAAAUCGCGCGAAAAGGCUGGAGAGUACCGUCAUUUGCUGAUCAAAGCCAUCCACGCCUGUGCUGUCAAGUUCCCUGAAGUUGCCAAUGCAGUGGUGCACUUGUUGAUGGAAUUUUUGAACCAGCCAGAUGGCGCGAUGGAUGUCAUUCUCUUUGUACGUGCGAUGUGCGAGAGUUAUCCGGAAUUACGUGAGAGUAUCCUGCAGAAAUUGAUGAUCUCGUUCACAGAUAUCUCGCUGGCAAAGGUGUAUCGUGUCGGUCUUUGGAUUCUGGGAGAGUACGCUACUCUGCCGCCUCAGGACGGGACGGAAAGCGACACGUCGAUCUUCGAGGCGGCCAGUACAAUUUUCACUGCUAUUGGUAGCUUGCCAUUGGCCACGGAGGCGAUGCUGCAGGCACCUACGGAGAACCCGGAGGCAGACAACGCAGCUACGGGUGCGGCCUACUCGAAGCCGGUUACGAAGAGCGUUGUGUUGGCUGAUGGCACAUACGCCACGGAGACGUCUUAUGCUGCUCCUAGUACGAAGACUGCUGCUGAAGAGGAGGAUGUGCCUGGCUUGCGACGUCUAUUGCUGAACGGCGACUUCUUCCUCGGUGCAGCUGUGGCGUCCACGUUGACCAAGUUGUGUCUCCGUGUAUCGAACGGUGACGUUGCUAGUGCGACAGCUCGUAAUGCUGCGAUCAAGAAGCUGGUGGUGGACUCUACACGCUGCAUGUGUGCUAUUGUGGCGUACGGACAGUCGAAGGCGAGCAAGCACGAGAUCGAUCAGGACUCUGCACGUCGCAUUCUGAUGGGUGUACGUGUUCUUCUGGACCCUGCGAGUGCACAGGCUACACACGCGAUUAUCACAGAGGAGUGUCGUACUGCUUAUCGUCAUCUCCUUGAUACGCAAAAAGCUCAAGAGGCUGAAGCUGCACGUGCUGCGGCUGGAGGUGCCGACGGUGAACCGGUGACUCAAGCGGACGAUCUGAUUAACUUCCGACAGUUGCGUGGCAAGAAGGCUUUAGGUUCGACGGACAUUGACAUCGACGAUGGCGCAGAUAUUAACCGUGCUCUGGGGCAACAAGGAGACGGCUCUGACAACGAGUAUGCGGGUGCGAUGCGUCACGUGCACCAGUUGACUGGGUUCGCUGACCCUGUGUACGCCGAGGCCUACGUGACGGUGCAUGACUACGAUAUUGUGCUGGAGAUUCUGGUGGUGAACCGCAUUCCUCAGACACUCACAAACCUGACGGUGGAUCUGUCUACUAUUGGUGACCUCAAGCUCGUGGAGCGCCCUCAGCCGCAAACCAUCGGGCCGCUUGACCAGCGUACGAUCCGUGCCAACAUCAAGGUGAGCUCCACUGAGACAGGCCACAUCUUUGGUACGAUUGUGUAUGACUCGGCUUCAGGAGCUGAGAAGACGUACGUGAACCUGAACGACAUCCAUCUGGAUAUCAUGGACUACAUCAAGCCAGCCACAUGCACUGACGCAGCUUUCCGUGCGAUGUGGGCCGAGUUCGAGUGGGAGAACAAGGUGGCGGUGCACACCGAGCUGUCCAACGUGUUCGAGUUCCUGCAGCAUGUGGUAGACAAGACCAACAUGCGGUGCAUGACGCCGACGGCUUCGUUGGGUGGCGACACGAACUUCUUGGCUGCUAAUCUGUACGCCAAGAGUGUAUUCGGAGAGGACGCGCUUGUCAAUCUCAGUGUGGAGAAGCAGGACAAUGGUCGCAUCGCUGGUUACAUCCGUAUUCGCAGUAAGACUCAGGGGAUUGCACUCAGCUUAGGCGACCGUAUUACAGCUGUGCAACGCGGCAAGGAGAACCAAGGUAAGCGGAAAAAACUACUGUCCUAG